AUGCCGAGGGCAGGAAGCAGCCGCCGAGACAAGGGCUCCGACAGCGUGCUGCCGGAGUCGCGCAUUGUCAAUGAGCAGGCGGCGCACAGGAAGUCAGCGGUGGGGACACCGCGGGCGGCAGGUCGCAGACCAGCAGCAGGGACACCGCGGGAGGCAGGCAGCAGGCUGGCCGUAGGGAUGCUGCAGGCAGCAGCCAUCAGGCCGUUGGUAGGGGCGCCGCCGGCUGCGGAGCAGAAGCCCCAAGGGACAAGGGGAAAUGCCCCCGGUCGUAUACCGCCCAAGGACCCCGCCGGAGGCCAGAGGCAGCCAGAGGAGCUGAGGCCGGAUCCCGCUCCUGGGCCGAGCGCGCCCGCCCCAAAGCUGAGCGCGCCGGUGGAUCCGGAGCCGCCGGCGCCGCCCUACCCUGAGCCGAGGGCAGCGGCCGCUCCCGAGCAGCCAGCGCCGUCCGAGACCACCCCGAGCACUCCGAGGCUGGAGCAUGUGGCCGCGGUGGAGGUGGUCGCGGCGAGGGCAGCGUCGGUGUGGCGGUCGUCAGGGACCCUAAGCGCCUCUAUAGAGUGGGCUCGCAGGGGACCUAGCACCCGGCCGCCAUCAAGCCAGGCCCCGGAACCCCUCCCGGAUGUGCUCGGAAGCGCCCAGAAGGUUAUCGAGUGGCUUGAAGCGGCCGUGGCGGCGGAGCGAGCUGAGCUCAACAGGGACCGCGCUACUCUCGUUGAAGAGAGGGGGUGGCUGGAAGAGGUCGGCAGGCUCCUGGAGGUCCGUAUCGCCUCAGCCCGCAUAACCCAUGAGGGGUCGAUGCGUGCAGUGGCCGAGGAGCGGGAGGCACAGGAGUAG
This is a messenger RNA of Phragmites australis (common reed), 834 nucleotides long. RefSeq lists its product as uncharacterized. The transcript is spliced from 2 exons. The coding region runs from base 1 to 834 and encodes 277 amino acids. NCBI's taxonomy places the organism in Eukaryota, Viridiplantae, Streptophyta, Magnoliopsida, Poales, Poaceae. The record is from RefSeq and is a predicted model, not a curated record.